AUGGCCCUCAUUGACAGAAUCCCCGGGGACUUGGAUCUCUACAUUGGUGGCAUGUUCACGCUUCGACGACGUGAAGCACUACAGCAGGCAAACAUCACACAUGUCCUCUCGGUGCUGCGAACGCCACUAGAUCAGGAUCUCUUCGAGCCAUUCAAGCACCAUGUCGUGGAAGUCGACGACGUUGAAGACGAAAACCUGUUGGAACAUUUCCCUGCCACCAACCAGUUUAUCCAAGAGGGACUCGAUGGUGGUGGCGGAGUAUUGGUGCACUGCGCAAUGGGCAAAUCGCGAUCCGCCACCGUUGUCAUCGCUUAUUUGAUGCAAAAGCACCAUAUUACUUCCUCUGAAGCAUUGUCCCAUGUUCGGCAAGCCCGAUCCAUUGUCGAGCCGAACGAAGGAUUCUGGAAGCAACUCGAGUUGUACGGCGAAAUGCAGAUGCCCGAGAAUGUGGAAGAGACUCCAGCCUAUCAACGCUGGGUCUAUCAACGUGAGCUCGAGCUGAGCCGUGCAUGUGCGCAGGCCCCUGAGGCAGACAAGAUCCGGUUUGAAGACGAGCACGUCACAGAGCAGACGUCAGGUUUUGAGAUGAGGUGUCGCAAAUGCAGACGGCCACUUGCGACAUCCCAAUAUCUCACUUCGCACAGCCAGGACAAAUCAAAGACCAAGUGUGCACAUUACUUUGUAGAUCCUCUGUCUUGGAUGCGCUCUGAGCUCGAACAGGGUAAGCUGGAAGGCCGGAUUGAGUGUCCGAACUGCCAUUCCAACGUGGGCAAGUAUGCCUGGCAGGGCAUGCAAUGUAGCUGUGGAGACUGGAUGGUACCAGGGAUCAGCCUCUCCAAAGGGCGAAUCGACGAGGCCAGGAAGGGAGGAGUCAGUGGGAUCCGCCGCCCACCAGGCGCACCAGGCGCGCCUCUACCAAACGAGAACGCGGCACGACAGAACCUAUGA
This is a messenger RNA of Ascochyta rabiei, 948 nucleotides long. RefSeq lists its product as uncharacterized. The transcript has 4 exons. The record is from RefSeq and is a predicted model, not a curated record. Bases 1 to 948 code for a protein of 315 amino acids. Gene Ontology annotation, molecular function: protein tyrosine/serine/threonine phosphatase activity. Gene Ontology annotation, cellular component: nucleus. Gene Ontology annotation, biological process: protein dephosphorylation. Lineage: Eukaryota; Fungi; Ascomycota; Dothideomycetes; Pleosporales; Didymellaceae.